AAUUUGAUUUUUUUUUUUCUCAUUAUCGGACACUCAAUCUAGGGCUCUCGCACGCUGCUCCCGCCAUCCAUGAACGAUCGCAUUGUCGAAAAGUCUCUUUCUUGCUUCACGUUGGUUCAAUUGGUGCGUUGAACAGUUGUACAAUCAUUUUAUGCCUCAUACUCCGGCUCUUCCAUGGAGAGCUCCAACGACGAUGCUCGCCAGGAAUUCCUCGACCGUGGUUCUCGAGCCACCAGAGGGAAAAGGAUGAACAAGUUGCUUGAUGAGGAAAUUGAGCAGGACGAGGUCUUCUGGAAUCAGGAGGCUCUUAAAGAGGAAGAAAACGAUGAUAACUAUGAAGAAGAGCCUGAGGUUGCUGAUGAGUUUGAUAGUGACUUCGAUGAAGAUGAACCUGAUCCAGAUGAAGGAGGAGAAAAUGAAGCAGAGGAAAGAACAGAGAAAAAGAAACGACUGAUUCCCCCUGGGAGGCCUUCGACAAAGAAAAAAAAGAAAAAGAAAGUGCUUUCAGGAUUAGAGAAAAGUUCCAAGGAUGAAAAAUCAAGUCCACAAUCUACUGACACCCCAGAACACCAAGAUGCCCCUGGUAGCGCAGAAGUUGAAAGGACGAUUCGAAAAUCUACAAGAACUGCCGUCAUUGUCAGACAAGCCGAGAGAGAUGCCAUUCGUGCAGCUUUGCAAGCAACAGCCAAGCCAAUUAAAAGGAAAAAGGAGGGCGAGGAGAAGAGGAUGACUCAAGAAGAGAUGCUUCUGGAAGCAGCUCAAACAGAAAUCAUGAAUUUGAGAAAUUUAGAGCGUGUGCUAGCCAGGGAGGAAGAAGUUAAGAAAAGAGCAAUUGUGCACAAAGCUGUCUAUAGUGACCCCCAGAUACACUACAUCUCAAAAAAUGGUUGUACAUAUAUAGAAUUCAGUAAAGGAGCAUCAUUUGAGUCAGAGAUUUCAACAGCACCAAUUCCAUAUAAGGAGAAAGCUGUUUGUGCUGUGACAGGAAUGCCUGCCAAGUAUCGUGAUCCAAAGACAGGGUUACCUUAUGCCAGCAAAGAAGCUUUCAGAGUAAUUCGUGAACGCUUUGUAGACGACAAUGGCAGCAUUAAAAAGGAAAUGGACAUGGGGAAUUUAUUUGAUUCACUUUCUGGAAACGGGUUUUUGGCUAGGCGGAAGAGGACAAUAAACGCAAAUAGAAGUAUGAUGCCACGUUUCCAGAACUUUGCUAUUUUCCCCCGCACUCCAGCUUCUGAAGAUGACGAUUCAGAGUAGUGAUUUCAUUCUGGGAAGUAUUUCUGUUUUUAGUCCUGCUUCUUGUUUGUCAUUUUCCCUUUUGUGAUAUUACUUUUACGGUUUUACUCUUCUAUUUGGGAAAAGAACGAUAUUUGAUAUUAGCAUUUCAAAAUGGAUGUUUUGAAUGGCAAAAGAGAUCUAUACAGCAAUGACAACCAUGUGGCCUAAAGCUUGGGGGAUCGUAAGUUGUCUUGAUGGCUUGAGGUUUGAAAUAUUUUUUACCUGUGUUCGUCUAUAGGCAACAACGUCAUCCGUGGAUGCAUUCUCUAGUCGGAAAAGAUAUUGAACUUGAUGGCGGAUGGUUUUAAACCAAUCGGUAUUCUUUUGAUAGAUGAGCAUCUCAAUAGAAUGAGUCUUGGAUUAAACUAUUUGUGCGAUGGAUUUCCUGCAUAAAAUAUCCUUCGGCUUGGACUGGGCCUAGUCUGUCAGAGUGCCAGCUUUCAGUUCAAGGCUCUAGAUAAUUGCCUUUCAUAAUUUACAGAGAUUUAGCUACUUCUGCAGCAGUUGGGGAACUUUGGAUGCGCAAGUCAGUGUGAUAUUCUUACACAGAAUUGAUGUGGCGGUGGCUCACAAUGUAUGAGUAAAUGGGAAACGUAUCCCCCAACAACAUUUGCUUCUUCCCAUUUAUAGCAAGCCUUUUUUU
Messenger RNA from Tripterygium wilfordii, 1918 nucleotides. RefSeq names its product SWR1 complex subunit 2. Gene Ontology annotation, cellular component: nucleus. Gene Ontology annotation, biological process: regulation of DNA-templated transcription; chromatin remodeling. The transcript has 11 exons. The record is from RefSeq and is a predicted model, not a curated record. Gene Ontology annotation, molecular function: ATP-dependent H2AZ histone chaperone activity. Lineage: Eukaryota; Viridiplantae; Streptophyta; Magnoliopsida; Celastrales; Celastraceae. The coding region runs from base 175 to 1254 and encodes 359 amino acids.